This is a messenger RNA of Tupaia belangeri chinensis (Chinese tree shrew), 1108 nucleotides long. It is a transcript of the gene MAP2K2, whose product is annotated as mitogen-activated protein kinase kinase 2. The record is from RefSeq and is a predicted model, not a curated record. NCBI's taxonomy places the organism in Eukaryota, Metazoa, Chordata, Mammalia, Scandentia, Tupaiidae. Gene Ontology annotation, molecular function: ATP binding; protein kinase activity. Gene Ontology annotation, biological process: protein phosphorylation.
GGAGCCCCGAUGCUGGCCCGGAGGAAGCCGGUGCUGCCGGCGCUCACCAUCAACCCCGCCCUCGCCGAGGGCCCGUCCCCCACCAGCGAGGGCGCCUCCGACUGGGCGCCGGCAAUGGCGGCGUGGUCACCAAGGUGCAGCACCGGCCGUCGGGCCUCAUCAUGGCCAGGAAGCUGAGCCACCUGGAGAUCAAGCCGGCCAUCCGGAACCAGAUCAUCCGCGAGCUGCAGGUGCUGCACGAGUGCAACUCCCCGUACAUCGUGGGCUUCUACGGGGCCUUCUACAGCGACGGCGAGAUCAGCAUCUGCAUGGAGCACAUGGAUGGCGGCUCCCUGGACCAGGUGCUGAAGGAAGCCAAGAGGGUCCCCGAGGAGGUCCUGGGCAAGGUCAGCAUCGCGGUGCUCCGGGGCUUGGCCUACCUCCGGGAAAAGCACCAGAUCAUGCACCGAGACGUGAAGCCCUCCAACAUCCUGGUCAACUCCAGGGGGGAGAUCAAGCUCUGUGACUUCGGGGUGAGCGGGCAGCUCAUCGACUCCAUGGCCAACUCCUUCGUGGGGACGCGCUCCUACAUGUCUCCAGAGCGACUCCAGGGCACGCACUACUCCGUGCAGUCAGACAUCUGGAGCAUGGGCCUGUCCCUGGUGGAGCUGUCCAUCGGGAGGUACCCCAUCCCCCCGCCCGACGCCAAAGAGCUGGAAGCCAUCUUCGGCCGGCCCCUGGCCGACGGGUCGGAAGCAGAGCCCCACAGUGUCUCGCCACGGCCCCGACCGCCCGGGCGCCCCAUCAGCGGUCACGGCAUGGACAGCCGGCCGGCCAUGGCCAUCUUCGAGCUGCUGGACUACAUCGUCAACGAGCCUCCUCCCAAGCUGCCCAACGGAGUGUUCACGCCGGACUUUCAGGAGUUUGUAAAUAAAUGCCUCAUUAAGAACCCAGCUGAACGGGCGGACCUGAAGAUGCUCAUGAACCACGCCUUCAUCAAGCGGUCCGAGGUGGAGGAAGUGGACUUUGCCGGCUGGUUGUGUAAGACCCUGCGGCUGAGCCAGCCCGGCACGCCCACGCGCACGGCCGUGUGACGGCGACGUGCCCACGCCAGCUGCGACCCACCGCG